AUGGAUUCUACACAGGACAUUACCAAAGUAGAUCAAGUUAGCAUCAUAAUUAGAUAUGUUAUAAUUGAUCAUGAAAAGCAUGUUUUGCAAGUUAAAGAAUCAUUCAUAGGAUUUUACAAAAUAGACCAACAUGGAGCACAAGAAUACGAAAACCUAAUUUAUAAAGUUCUUUCUGAUACCAAUUUAGAUAUAAAAAAAUGCAAAGGGCAAGGGUAUGAUGGGGCCAGUGUCAUGAAGGGUAUGUAUUCAGGAGUUCAGAAACGAAUUAUUGAUAAAGCUCCAAACGCCACAUAUGUUCAUUGUUGUGCUCACAAUUUGAAUCUGGUAAUAUGUGAUGCCGCUAAAAGUUCUUCAGAUGCUCUACGAUUUUUUGAAACAAUACAAUCUAAAUUUAAUUUUUUCAGCUCAAGUGCACCUCGUUGGGCACUUUUAGCUUUUGGAAAUGAAACCAAUGAUAUUCGUAAAAAAACACUUAAAAAACUUUGUCCAACACGUUGGGAAGCUCGACAUAAAUCGUUAUUUGCUCUUAAAGAAAGAUUUGUAGAUGUUUUAAAAUCACUUUCAAUGAUUUUUUUAACUAGUCAUAAGUCAGAAGAAAAAAUUGAAAAUAUUUUAAGGUCUACUCAAUGUGUAUCAAAAAUGUUACAAUCUCAAAAAAUGAAUAUUCAAAGUGCUUGUACUUUUCUAGAUCAAGCUUAUCAGUUAAUUUCGAAUCUUAGAAAUAAUUUUAAAGAUAUUUUAAAUACAGCAGAACUAAUAUGUUCAAAAUGGAAUAUACCUACAGAUUUUAAAACUAAGCGACAGGCAUUUGCUAAAUAUUAUUUCAAUGAAGUAGAUGGAGAUAGACUUUUAUUUCAAAUAUGUAGACGAUUUGAAGGAUUAUAUGAAGUUGCAAGUACGUUUAGUUUUUUAAAUCCUUCUUCAUUAAAAGAAAACAAUGAAGCUGAUAUCAUAAAAGCAUCUUAUGAUUUUGCUGUAAAAUAUGACAUUGACAUUAGUUCUGAUUUUACUCGACAAGUAUUGUCUUUUAAAUCAAUUAUUAAUCAAAUUGAAUUGCCUAAUAUCCUUAGUAUGAUAGGUGAUCAACAUUUUGGUCUUGGUAAGACAAAACAUUUUUAUGGUAGAACAAAUUACUAA
Melanaphis sacchari is the source of this 1137-nucleotide messenger RNA. RefSeq names its product zinc finger MYM-type protein 1-like. Bases 1 to 1137 code for a protein of 378 amino acids. Lineage: Eukaryota; Metazoa; Arthropoda; Insecta; Hemiptera; Aphididae. The transcript has 4 exons. The record is from RefSeq and is a predicted model, not a curated record.